AUGCAGUCUUUACUUUCUCUCCUACCCGCAGCGGCCCUUGUUGGAGCUGCCGCUAUUCAACCCUCUCCAACAACUGUGAAAGCAGCUGCUGCUGCCCAACCAGCUGCCACGACAGCAGCCGCCCGCGGAAACCCAUUUUCUGGAUACCAGCAGUAUGCGAACUCAUUCUAUUCGUCCGAGGUUAUCAGCGAGGCAAUUCCGUCUCUUUCGGCUACUUCUUUAGCUGCGGCGGCGAGCAAAGUCGCUGACGUCCCGUCGUUUUACUGGUUGGACACUGCAGACAAGGUUCCUACUAUGGGCACCUUUUUGGAAGAUAUCCAGACACAGAACACCGCGGGUGCAGACCCUCCAUUGGCCGGCAUAUUCGUCGUCUACGACCUUCCGGAUCGUGACUGCGCUGCCCUAGCCAGUAACGGCGAGUACUCAAUUGCCGAUGACGGAGUUACUCAUUAUAAGGCAUACAUUGACAGCAUCUAUGACCAAAUCUCCAACUAUUCUGACGUCAAUACCAUUUUGAUCAUCGAACCCGACAGCCUGGCAAACAUGGUGACAAAUCUAAGCGUGGAAAAAUGUGCCAACGCCCAAUCUGCGUAUUAUGAGUGCGUCAACUACGCUGUACAGAAGCUCAACCUGGACAAUGUUUCCAUGUACAUUGAUGCCGGCCACGCUGGCUGGCUUGGAUGGGAGGCCAACCUCACUCCAGCUGCUCAACUCUUCGCCGAAGUCUAUACAAACGCCAGCUCACCAGCAGCUCUUCGUGGACUCGCCACCAACGUCGCCAACUACAACGCGUGGACAAUAGAUUCCUGCCCAUCUUAUACCUCGGGUGACAGCAACUGCGACGAGCAAGACUAUGUCAACGCAAUUGCUCCUCUUCUUUCUGCUGCUGGCUUUGACGCUCACUUUAUCACUGAUACAUCCCGCAACGGCGUCCAACCCACCAAGCAAUCUGCGUGGGGAGACUGGUGCAACGUCGUCGGCACCGGUUUCGGUGUCCGUCCAACUUCCGACACUGGAAAUGACCUGCAGGAUGCCUUUGUCUGGGUUAAGCCCGGCGGCGAGAGUGACGGAACUUCGAACUCGAGUGCGACGCGCUAUGAUGCUCACUGUGGUUAUAGUGAUGCUCUGCAACCGGCUCCGGAAGCAGGAACCUGGUUCCAGGCAUAUUUCGAGCAGUUGUUGACGAAUGCAAACCCGGCUUUCUCUUGA
Messenger RNA from Talaromyces rugulosus, 1209 nucleotides. RefSeq lists its product as uncharacterized. The record is from RefSeq and is a predicted model, not a curated record. Gene Ontology annotation, biological process: cellulose catabolic process. Gene Ontology annotation, molecular function: hydrolase activity, hydrolyzing O-glycosyl compounds. The transcript has 5 exons. Bases 1 to 1209 code for a protein of 402 amino acids. Lineage: Eukaryota; Fungi; Ascomycota; Eurotiomycetes; Eurotiales; Trichocomaceae.